Oncorhynchus mykiss (rainbow trout) is the source of this 4915-nucleotide messenger RNA. RefSeq names its product dispatched RND transporter family member 3 (gene disp3). Gene Ontology annotation, cellular component: cytoplasm. The record is from RefSeq and is a predicted model, not a curated record. Lineage: Eukaryota; Metazoa; Chordata; Actinopteri; Salmoniformes; Salmonidae.
GCUGCUGGGAGAGUGAAAGAACUGAUACUCUCACUGACUCGGUCGCCUGGACAACCAGGCACAGAGGAGGGAGGGAAGAGAGAAAGAGAAAGGCAGAAAGGGAGAAAACAAAAAAUGAUGAUAGACAAGACUUAUUAAGCAAAUUAAAGAUCUCAUAAAUCUUGUGUAGGAGAGGCUGUUCUGAGGUGCAGUCGCUCUCCCUCGUGCAGCUAGAGUACUAUGAAAAUAAAACGGAUCAACAGAGAAAAUUAAGAGAGCAUCUGGAGAACAAGUUUGAAAUGAAAUUGUUCAGCAUAGGUUUGCAUCCUCAGAAGAGGACCCCAUAGGGCUGCACAUCCCAUCAGAUCAUACCUCUACUCAUCAAGCUCAGGUGCUGCCAUGGACUUAGAAGACGAGCCGUUGUUAUUCCAGAGCAGCUGGGAUGCUGAGGAGGAAGAGGAGCAGGACGAGGAAGAUGGGGAGUCCGAUACACAGAUUAAUGGGGGGAGCAGCACCACUGGAGGCAGCAUAGUGUGGGGGGCGGUGGGCUGGGUCUACACACAGCCCUGGGUGAGUGGGGUGGUCCUGGGAGUUGGAGUCUUUCUUCCCUGUGCCCUCUCUGCCUACAUGUUCCUAUACUGCCCCCCAUUGGACAUAGACCUUUCCUACAGUGCCUUUGAGGUUCACAGCCACUUCUCCGCUGAGCGGUUUGAUGCACUCACCAUUGCCAUAAAGACUCAGUUGGGGUCCUGGGACAGACGCAGGCGUGACGUGAACCACUAUGACUUCACUGCUCUACAGGAGCUGCUGUUGGACAGACUGGGUAGGCAGGGAGAUGAAGCAUCCAACUGGACAUCACACGGGGGGCUGAAUUCGAAAUCUCUGAAAAACCACACGUUCAAAAGAGUAGUUAUGCAACAGAGAGGAGUUGCCCUGAGUCAGCAAGAGACUGAGAGGCAUAUAGAGGCAAGGGCUGGUAAAGCAAAGAUAAGAGAGGAGGAUAAAAAUACAACUAACUUAGGAAAAUCUGAGAGUCAUGAGUCCAAAGGGGAAGAGGGCGACAGAGACAGUGAGAGAUCUCGCACUAGGAUGCGCAGGUUUGCUCCCAACUACUCAUACCUGCAGAGCCAAGCCCUGUGGAGGAUGGAGCUGGUGUUUGUAGCUCAGGGUGGGGGGGACAACAACAUCUUCACCCCAGAGCGUCUCCGCACCAUCCACCACAUAGAGCACCUGCUCAUGCAGCACCCCCAGUUCCACCAGUUCUGUUGGAAGCCUCUGGAGGUCCUGAGAGACCUGCCCCUGGGUCCCUCCUACUGCUCCCCUCCAAGCUCCCUCCUCUCCUACCUCUUCCCCAGUGAACGGGGAGGCAGGAUCUACUAUGAUGGCAUGGGACCUGACCUGGCUGACAUCCAUGGUGCUCUGAGUCUAGCGAUUACCCACCCACAGUUCUACUGGUAUGUGGAUGAGAGUCUGGCCCCUGACCGGCUCUCCUCCUCUCUUCUGCGCAGUGAGAUCCAAUUCGGAGCUCCGCUGCCCUCAUACUACUCCCUCCAGGACCGGCCUGAGGAGCAGAGACAGCGCUUCAGGAACUUUGUGGUUCAGUACGCUGACAUCCUGGCUCAGCAGUCCACCAGCCAGGUGAAGGUGCUGUAUGGGGGCACAGAGCUGUUUGAUAACGAGGUGAGACAGACCUUCCACAGAGACAUGUUGCUGGCGCUGAUCAGUGGGGGCUGCAUCACUCUACUGGUCUAUGUCCUCACCUCCUUCUCAGUGUUCCUGACAUUCUUUGGGCUCACUAGCAUUGGUCUGAGCUGCCAGGUGGCUCUCUUCCUCUACCAUGUGGUCUUUGGGGUGAGAUACCUUGGCAUCCUCAAUGGAGUUGCAGCCUUUGUGAUCAUUGGCAUUGGUGUGGAUGAUGUGUUUGUGUUCAUCAGUACCUUCAGACAGGCUUCCCACUUGGUCCACCCGGUGCAGAGGAUGAUGUACACAGUGAAAACUGCUGGCCGAGCCACCUUUCUCACCUCCUUCACCACCGCAGCUGCCUACGCUGCUAACACCUUCUCACAGAUUCCGGCAGUGCAUGACUUUGGCCUGUUCAUGGCCCUCAUUGUCAGCUGCUGCUGGCUCUGGGUGUCCAUCCUCAUGCCCGCUGCCCUGUGUAUCUGGACCCAGUGUGUUGACCCCCAGGAGAACACCUGUCUCAAGUGGUGGAAAGCACUUACAGGACUGUCAGUUAGUCACAGUCCUUUGUCAGAUGAGGAUGAAGAUGUGGCCCUCCUGUCGGUGGAGAUGGAGCCAGGCUCCUGUGACACUGAUGUAGAUGCAGCCAUUUUGUCCCUGUCAGUGGAGACCUCGCUCUCACCCCCAGGGCGGGGGACUGCAGGCGUGGUUAGCGCUAACCUUCAGUGGGCUCUGAGGCACUGGGUGGCAGAGCCAGCCGUGGAGAAACGCAAAGUCAUUCUAGGCAUCUACAUCCUGGUUCUGCUGCUGUCUGCUGGGUGCUGCUGCCUCCUGCGGCCGGCUACUCAUGCCCCGUUACUAUUUCGCCCAGACACCAACCUCCAGACUCUACUGGGACUGAGGAACAACCUCAGUGCCCAGGGCAUCUCUUGCCACAUGUGCUCUGGUCUGUUCAUGGAGAAACCACAUCUUCUGCACAGCCCUACCCAUACAACCCCCUCCAUGCCUGGGUUUCACACUCAGCAACAUACACAGAGCCCUUCAAACUCAACUCUACAAAGCCCAAUCACACCAAGCAUAUCCUCCAUCACAACAGGGCCUCUGUUGACAGUGUAUGUCUCUAAGCUGGAUGUGGGUGCUUCUAUCACUCUGUACCGCUUCUCUCUGAAUACCAGCGUGCCAUCGCCCUGGAAAAGCCUCAGUGCCGGGCAAGGAGAAAUUCCAUCCUUUCAGGCAUACAGUGGACCUCACAGCAACUUCAGCACCCACAUGACUGUGUGUGUGUCCCGUGUGUACCACCCCCACCCUCGCUGGAUGAUCACUUCCCAGUCAUGUGAUCCACGCCACGGCUGGAGGUCAGAGUUCAGCUUCUAUGUGGCAUCGGCUGAGCAGCAGCACAGCAGGAGGUUGUACUUUGCCCAGCACAAGCUGAGUCCUCAUCCCAGCCGAGUGUGUGCAGAACCACCUGGCUGUGUGAUCAGCUCCGGGCCUGACGGACCCACAAAGGGCUCUUUCUACAUUCCACUGCCCACAGAUUCCACCUCAACCAAAAGGUCCAAGACUUCUGGUUUUAACCCCUGUAGUGGAGGUGGCUGUGGCCAGCCAGCAGUCCGUCCUCUGGUUGACACUGGUGCGAUGGUGUUUGUGGUUUUUGGAAUACUUGGAGUCAACCGCACCCAACGAACAGACAACCACGUCAUUGGGGACAUGGGUAGUGUGAUAUUGGAUCCAAACUUCGAUAUCUUCCAAGAGAUUGGACACCUCUGCCAAAUCUGUAAAGCUAUCAGUGCUAAUAAACAGCUUGUGAAGCCGGGAGGAGCCCAGUGUCUACCGUCAGGCAACAAGCUUUCUUCUAUCCUGCCCUUACUCAACCCAGACUGCCACUCCCUCCCUGAGCCCAACCUUCUGCCAGGCCAGCUGUCCCAUGGGGUCGUGGGGACGCAUGGUGGCAGAGUAAGCUGGCUCUCCAUGGCCUUUGAGUCUACCACCUACAAGGGGAAAUCCUCUUUCCAGACACACUCAGACUUCCUCCAAUGGGAGACCUUCCUACAAGAGCAGCUCUCGACUCUCCCAGAGUCCUCUGCUCUACGGAGAGGUUUCCAGACCUGUGAGCACUGGAAGCAGAUCUUUAUGGAAAUCAUAGGUGUCGAGAGCGCCCUCUGCAGUCUGCUCCUGUCCCUGGCCAUCUGUGUGGCAGCUGUGUCUGUUUUCACUGCCCAUCCGCUUCUGCUACUGCCAAUACUCCUCACCAUCCUGGGGGUCAUCUGUCUGGUGGUGGCCAUCAUGUACUGGCUGGGCUGGGAGUUGGGGGCUGUGGAGGCCAUCUCUCUGUCCAUCCUUGUGGGCUCCUCAGUGGACUACUGCCUGCACCUGGUGGAGGGCUACCUGCUAGCUGGGGAGACCAUACCAGCCACAUCAGGACACACUAUGAGCCUGUCAGCUAAAAGGCAGAGAAGGUCCCUAGAUGCAGUAAACCACGUGGGAGUUGCCAUUGUGUCCAGUGCUGUCACCACCGUGAUCUCCACAGUCCCUCUCUUUUUCUGUGUCAUCGUGCCUUUUGCUAAGUUUGGCCAGAUUGUGGCCAUUAACACAGCAGUGUCCAUCUUGUUUACCCUGACUGUGACUGCAGCCAUGUUGGCCACCAUGGGCCCUGCCAACUUCAACAGGCCUCCUGGUGCCGUGCUGAAGGCCAGCCUGGCAGUACUGGGCACCACAGCCUUUGGGGCUGCCCUGUGCUGGGCAGGAGGGCAACUAGGACCAGUCACCUGGCACACAGCAGUCACCAUGUGACCCCACAAACAUAACACAACUACUACUGUCACUGUUACCUCUGUAAGCAGAACCAAAAGGCUCGGUCUAAACAUCAGUGUAGUAUUGUUCUAUAAAUGCAGGUGGAAGGUUUCAGAUGUACGUAAAAGCAUCUUGUGGAAGUAGAUAUUUCUUUGUGUGGAUGAUUUAAAGUUUAAUCAUUUUUUUCCCAAAAGAACAGAACAUAGUCUGUUGAGAAUAGGUAGUCUGCAGGACAUGCUUUGGUUUCUGUGGAUGCAGCCUACUGCUGAAAGGAGAUGACACAAUGGUAACGAAAUACUGGUUGAGUCCACAUUGUACUAUUGUCCACGUUAUUCUGUUCCUGACUGUAAAAUCACUGACUGUUCUCUGACCUGCUGUUGUUAGCACUGACCUCAUCUCUGGCAGUUUGAAACCACACUUUGAGGUCCAAAAAGACAGGUAUUGUACCAUAAACAAAUGCAAGCCA